AAAUUGCAUGUUACUCCACGACAACGGCGAAACUCCGUUUACGUUGGAUCGAAUUUCUGUCCAGAAAUCCCUGAAAAUUCCAAAUCUCCUUUCAAUCUCAUCUCUCUCAGACAAAAUCCAAUGUAGGAUUUCUAUUUCUCAGAAAUCUCGAGCUUCUGUUUCUUCAAAACGAGAAUCUGUCUCCCGUUUUUUUGAAAUUAGGGUUAGGGUUUGGGAAUCUUCGCCUUCUCAAAUGCGUUGUUUGAUUGGACUCUCAGCAGAAUGCCGCAAGCUUCGACGUCUACGAGCUCUGCUUACCUAGCUGCUCUUACACAGGAGAUCGAGAAAAAGCUCCAACGGGCACUAGCAUCUCAAUCUCAGCGACUCAACUUGUUGCAGGAGCUGUUUGCGGAUAUAGCUUUAGAGGUUGAUGUUCGAGCUAGGGACAUAAUUCUUAGCAGCGAUGAAGAGGAGGUUACUUUAGCAGAGGAUGGAAUCUCUAGCUGCUUGUGCUUUUACGACGUGCUUGCUGACCACUAUGUUAGGAUGCCUGAAAAUGGAAAACCUAUCCUUGAUUUAAUUGUGCAACUUUGGAGCCAGUCUUUUGCAUCUCAUAUAUUUGCCCUCCUUUUUCACAAAUGGUUAUUUGAAGUGCCACUUGAAAAUUCAGAAGCCCUCCUUCGAUAUGCAUCAGCGCUUGUUCAAGGUGCUACAAAUGUUUUCUGGAUUGACAUCCAAACAAACACAAGACGUUUCAUCUCUUUGUUCCGCUAUCUACUUGAGGAGGUUGCACUGGUACCAACAUGCUUAAAUAAAAUAUCCUUGCAGGUCUGCAUAAUUCGCUUCUUCUACUCUCUCUUGGUCAAAAUGAUUAUGUUGCUGUUUAUGGUUCUCUCAGCAGCACAGGCCCAAAGGGAUCUCUGUCUUCUACUUUCCAGGUUUUUCUUCUUUUACAACUUAGAUACAGUUGACAAGCUUGAAACUUUUCUAAAGCAAUUUCCCGUCUUCCCAAAUUCCUUCUUGGUCGGAGGUCCAGCAGACAUUUUUGUUAUUGAGCUUACAGAUCAGCUUCAAAAGCUGAAGGUGGAGCCAGUAUUACUACAUUACCUGUUACAAAUGCGAGCCCUCCAGGGAUUGGAGCUGAGGAUGACAACAAGUACACGGUUGAAGGCAUGCCUCUAUAGCUUCACAUCUCCUGGUGGUCCAAUGUAUCCAACAAGAGCUGUUCGUCAUGCAGCCUGGGAUGCGUUGGAUUUUCUCUUCCCGGUGGGACAGUAUCCCCGUCAUCUCAUAAGCCUCUUCUUCCGGUUGCUCUACCCCUGGUAUUGGCCAUCAUCCUGUUGGAAUUUCAUCAUGUCUUGCAUCAGGGCGGUUUUCUACUCCAUCCUAAGGUUGAUCUUCUCUAGUUGGGACAAUCUGAGGAAACCCAAAAGCACCUAAAUCGUGAAAAAUCAAAAUGAGGAUUCGAUUCAUUCUCUCCUCUUCCUCUAUGCAAAGGCCGGCUAGUUGUCUCCAUGGAUGAUUUAACAUUUAUAUUCCAUUAUUGUGUGUUUUUUGGUUCAUAGCCUCCAUAUACCCUUUCUCAUUGGCUGUCUUUUAGGCUGGUUGUUUCAUGCUCUAGUUUUGCCAGAAUUCAAGUGCAGCUGCCCCUUUCAAAACUGUUCAGUUGUAGACCAAACUUUUCCAUACUUCUUCAUUGCUGGUCAUUACAAAUGUUAGCAAUGUUCUUGAUUGCAACUGGUCGAACUCAGACGAGGUAGGAUUUUAUGUGUAAACCUUACCAGCUUUUCUAGAUUGUACCUGCUUGGAACUAGGACAUUGUGGGGAUUGAUAGAUCUUCAAAGCUGAAUGCUAAAGGGGCAAAUCAUCUGUAUCUACUGAGGCAUUUAACAAUGAGGGAUUAUAUGAUGAGAAAAACUUCGAUUCUCUGGCAGGGUGAGAUA
Messenger RNA from Magnolia sinica, 1922 nucleotides. RefSeq lists its product as uncharacterized. The transcript is spliced from 11 exons. The record is from RefSeq and is a predicted model, not a curated record. Bases 262 to 1419 code for a protein of 385 amino acids. NCBI's taxonomy places the organism in Eukaryota, Viridiplantae, Streptophyta, Magnoliopsida, Magnoliales, Magnoliaceae.